AUGCUGUACUGCUUCAGUGUUGGUCAGAACAUCUCAUGGAAUAUCUUUCCAUUGAAAACAUGUGCAUGUACACAGUGCAUAAACAGGGAUCCAUGGUUCGCAGAGCGCUAUGACAGCCAGGUGCCAAAACUUAUGAACAGGAGAAACAGCAAUCUUAGCACUCUCACACUUGACUGGUGGCUGAAGCUACAACCAUAUCAUAAAAUGAAAUACAGAGAUGUUGUGCAGCCUCUAUUCUUACACUUCCCUGAUAAGGAACACUACAAUGAUGCUGGUCCUGACCGCUGCAGAACCUGUGCUGUGGUGGGCAACUCGGACAACCUGAUCGGAUCCCAUUAUGGUCAACUAAUAGAUUCUCAUAACUUCAUUAUCAGGAUGAAUCAGGGUCCCACUAAAGGCUAUGAGAGGGAUGUUGGAUUGAAGACCACACACCGAGCCAUGUACCCUGAGAGUGCUAUGGACUUGGACAACUCCACCCAUCUGGUGCUGCUGCCAUUUAAAGUUUUGGACAUGGAGUGGCUCAUUAGUAUCUUCACCAUGAAAAACAUUACACGCACAUAUACCAAUGUUAAACGUACAAUACAAGCAAACAAAGACAAGGUGAUGAUCAUGAGCCCUGAGUUCAUAAGAUAUGUCUACAAGAACUGGUUAAGGGAACAUGGGAAAUAUCCUUCCACUGGCUUCCUCACACUCAUCUUGGCCCUGCAUAUUUGUGACCAGGUGAAUGUCUUUGGAUUUGGGGCAAGGACUGAUGGAAUAUGGUACCAUUACUAUGAUAAAGCACAUCGUCAAAGUAUGAACUCACUCGAGCACAAUGGAAACAUUGAAUACAACUUCAUGCUGGAACUUGAAAAGAGAAAUAAAAUUAAAAUGUAUAAAGGAUGGCAACAUGAGACAUACCAAAAUGUGUCACAUUAGAUGGUUAAAGAUUUCAAGAGACAGAUCCCUCUAAGGUUCUAACCUUUAACCCUCAUUGCAUGGAUGUGGCACUGACUCAGACCAAUUCCUUAGAUUUAAUAGCAACACAACUGUAAUGCUUUGCCAGUUUUCCCAAUCAGUUGUCAGCAACAAUAAAGUGCCUGC
Molecule: messenger RNA, 1083 nt
Organism: Neoarius graeffei (lesser salmon catfish)
Lineage: Eukaryota; Metazoa; Chordata; Actinopteri; Siluriformes; Ariidae
Product: CMP-N-acetylneuraminate-beta-galactosamide-alpha-2,3-sialyltransferase 1-like
Exons: 6
Coding region: 1-918 (305 amino acids)
Molecular function (GO): beta-galactoside (CMP) alpha-2,3-sialyltransferase activity
Source: RefSeq, a predicted model, not a curated record